Molecule: messenger RNA, 561 nt
Organism: Drosophila grimshawi
Lineage: Eukaryota; Metazoa; Arthropoda; Insecta; Diptera; Drosophilidae
Gene: Vkor
Product: vitamin K epoxide reductase complex subunit 1
Exons: 3
Coding region: 8-529 (173 amino acids)
Biological process (GO): vitamin K metabolic process; peptidyl-glutamic acid carboxylation
Molecular function (GO): vitamin-K-epoxide reductase (warfarin-sensitive) activity
Source: RefSeq, a predicted model, not a curated record
CCUGAGUAUGUGCGUCGGCAAAUGGACCUGUCCUUUUGGUGCCACCACAACCCGCCUACGCUUGCUGUGCCUCUGCGGUCUGCUCAUCUCGAUAUAUUCGCUAUAUGUGAAAAUUCAGCUCGAUCACGACGAGAACUAUGCGGCACUCUGUGAUUUGGCCGAAAGUGUUAGCUGCACGGCGGUCUUCAAAUCCGACUAUGGGCGUGGCUUUGGCUUGACGCAGCUCAUCGUUGGUGAGUCCAACGACUAUCUGAAUCCGCCCAAUGGCUUCAUUGGCAUUGUUUUCUACACGCUCCUCUUUCUCACCUCUUUUUAUGAGCGUCGCUGGCUUUGUCAGCUGCAAUUGCUGGCUGCGAUUUUAACGCUGCUGCUGUGUGUCUAUCUGGGUGCACUUCUGCUCCUGGUGCUCUACGAUUGCUGUGUGGUCUGUGUGCUCAUCUAUUUGGUGCACAUCCUGCUCUUCCUGGAGAUCUAUGGUCGCUAUAAGCGCAAUUAUCACAUCGCAACUAACAAAACGGCUACCGAAUAAUGUUUUUGAAUUUUGUAAAAUAUAUUUUGUGA